AUGCUUGGACCAUCCUAUUUCAAAGAAUAUAUUGGUUCUCAAGAAUCAUCAAUAAAAAAUGAAGCUCAAAAUAACCGUAAAGAAAAUUCCUUAGGUGAAUUUAUCGGAGUUAUUCACCCAAUCGAUGGGAGGAAAAGUAGUUGCAAUGAAAAUGAUUCUCGUGCAGAAGCACAACAUAGUAGCAACCUUCCAACUAAUCCCUCUACUAAAUCUACACUGAAUGAACAGGAAUCGAAUGAAAAAAUCGAUGACAUCUCACACGCUGGUCAUGAUGUCCCAGAACAAACAAUACAACAGGAUUCAACUAGUCUACUUCCGGAAAAACGUGAUGUUAUAAAAUUGGUGUUGGGUGAUUUGCAGAUUACGUUCAAUCAGUUAAGAUCAUACAGUACAGAUGUAACCAAAAGUGAAAUUGUUGUAGAAGAUUUAAGACAGCACAUUGCUUUGAAUGAUAACCAAGUGAUCAAAGAACAAACUAAAACCAUUGAUGAUAUUCAAGAUACUAGUAGUCAUUGGAACAAAGUGAGAAUUACUCAUAUUGAUGAGAGCCAAACAUCAAGCCAACAAUCAUUAUCCAGUGAUAGCAUAUCCCUAAAUUCACAGAUUACAUUGUCAUCAGACAGUGAUGAUUAUAAAUGUUACUGUACACAGUCAUUUGAUCGUCCAUGUAAUAUUUGUAAUUGUCGAAUCGAUGAUAAAUGCAUGAGAUGUCAAUUACUUAGUCUUUUAACUAAAUAUCUACCAUCAAAACCUCGUUAUGGUAAAUAUUUUGGAAAAAAUGAUAGAUCAACUGAAAUCAGACACUUUUGUACAAAUCAAUGCCAAUGUCGAAGAGAAUAUUGUUUUGACUAUUCAUUUGAACAUGAUCAAUAUUCUGAACUGAAACAAUAUUUAUCUCCACGAACUAUUGAAUUCAUAAAAGCCAUAGAAUAUCCUUAUCAGUUAGAUGAUUUAUUUGUGACUUCAUUGGAAAAAAGAAGCAAACAUCGAUCACCUUCCAGAAAACAACUCUCUUUAAGCUUAAAUGAUAAAGACGAAUAUUGUGAGCAGCGCAGUGGCUCUCAUCUGACAUCUAAUAACAUAUCACCAUGGUAUUCGGCAAUCUUACCAAUGAUACCGCAACCACAACUUAUAGUAGAACAUGUACCAUUUCCAAUGAUCAUUCCAAAGUAUCCUAUAACAACAUCGCAACCAAUGUUUUUCUAUUCUUUCCCUCAAACGAAUUCUUACGUACCUCCUCCUUUUUACCCUAACUAUACUACUUCACAAGUACCAGAACAAAUAUAUUAUGUUCUAGCAAACUAUCACCAUCCAUGACGUAUGAAAUUAAGUGUUUUUGUAAUCUUUUUUGCUAAUGUCCAUAAUUUUAACUAAGUG
Schistosoma turkestanicum is the source of this 1377-nucleotide messenger RNA. The record is from the annotation of a GenBank genome assembly. Lineage: Eukaryota; Metazoa; Platyhelminthes; Trematoda; Strigeidida; Schistosomatidae.